CAUGGGUAAUUUCACGCAGAAAACCAGAUGUUUCAAUAAGCUUUGUAACGCGUUUUGCCAGUUAGCUGCUUGCCGUGGAAACGCUGAGAAAGUGGAGAGGAUUCGUGUUAAUUAACUGAGGUCAACUGACUUGUGAAUGUCCGUACAAGGAUUUGUUAGCUUGCUGAUUAGUCAGUGCUUGCUAGCCUUAUGCUAUCUAGAUAGCGAUGUUUGCUUGUAGUUGGUAGGCAUUCAAUGCAGAAAUACAUUUUAAUUAAUUCAUAACUACCCUUUCCGUUACAACUUAACUUUUUGGCUGCAUUGAGAUCCUAGUUGCAAUCUAGACAACAUUACUGUGUAACUCACGCUUGGUGAAAUUGAUUUAGUUGGAGUAUACCUAACGUAGCUAGCUUGUUAGCUGUAGCUGUACUUCUUAUCUCAUAUUGCCUCAUUAUCUGUGGCACAGCUACGUUACAAACUAGCUAGCCAAAUAUUUAUGUCCACUACAGAAGUAAUCAGUGUAUACUCGUGGUCUGCGGAGGUGAUUUUAGUGUUGGUAAGAACAAAGUACACUUAAGCAAAACACCGCCAGCGUUGAAAUCACAUUCACAAAGUGAAAUGUUGGAUUUACUAGGGAGCAAACGGUGUGAUCUCUGACUGUAGCCUGUUUCAUAGCUGUUGCUAUGAAAACACAAGUCGUCAGCUGCUAACUACCUGUUGUCAAGUCACAGUAUUUAAAAGAAUAUUCUUAAAGUUUUACAUCGAUCUUAACGUUAAGUAACAGUCGGGGCACAGUCAAAGCAUGUCGUCUUUUUCUGAAUCUGCAUUGGAGAAAAAAUUGUCGGAACUGAGCAACUCCCAGCAAAGUGUUCAAACCUUGUCGUUAUGGAUUAUUCAUCAUCGCAAACAUUCUUCAAACAUAGUGCGCGUGUGGCACAAAGAAAUGAAAAAAGCAAAAAGCAGCAGGAAACUAACUUUCCUCUACCUUGCAAACGACGUCAUUCAAAAUAGUAAGAAGAAGGGCCCUGAAUUCACUCGUGAUUUUGAGGGUGUCCUUGUUGACGCUUGCUCACAUGUAGCACGAGAGGGGGAUGACGGCUGUAAGAAACACAUGGAGAGACUGCUAAACAUUUGGCAGGAGCGCAACCUUUACAGAGCUGACUUCAUUCAGCAAUUGAAGCUUGCCAUUGAAGACUCAAACAGCCCAAAGCAGAAGUUUGGGGAAGAGAAAAGAGGCUCUAAAAGAACCUUCCAGAAGGUCCAAGAGGAAGAUGAGGAUGAUGAUGACGACUACAGGGGUCACUUUUCUCCGAGGGAAACAGAUACAACAGGACCUCAGUUGACAGAGGACCUGAUCAAAGCCCUGCAGGAUCUGGAGAAUGCCGCCUCUGGUGACGCGGCUGUGCGACAGAAAAUCGCCUCUCUGCCCCAAGAGGUGCAAGAUGUGUCCCUGCUCGAAAAAAUAACAGACAAGGAGGCUGCAGAUAAGCUGUCAAAGAUUGUCGACGAGGCCUGCCUGCUGCUGGCAGAGUACAAUGGACGUCUGGCAGCUGAGCUGGAAGAUAGGAGACAGCUGGCUCGCAUGCUGACAGAGUAUAUCCACAGCCAGAAAGAGGCGCUCGUUGAGAGGGAGAAGAAACUAGAGGAGUACAAACAGAAGCUGGCCCGUGUCACCCAGGUGCGGAAGGAGCUCAAGUCUCACAUCCAGAGCCUACCAGACCUGUCACUGUUACCCAACGUCACUGGGGGUCUAGCCCCUCUUCCCUCAGCAGGAGACCUCUUCUCCACUGACUGAGCCUGGCCCUCCUCUGGGGCUUAUAGACUUCAGUUCACAGCCCUGAAAGGACAACUAGCCUUGUAAACUGCUUUGACAAUGAUCUGAGAGAAAAAUGGGUGAGCAGGAUCCAAGUAAAAGCACCUCAGCCGAGCUGUCAACACAAACAGAGGAAAAAGGCUGUCUUGCACAUUGUGUAGAACGAUGGCCCACACUGAUGACUUCUAAGAAGCCUCGCCCCUAGCCUGGUGAAAAGGGAGACAGCAUUAACACAUUUGAUGUGUAUUACAGGAGCAUUGUCCAGCAAUCCAAUGAGUUCAGCAAAUGUGCUUUAGCUCUCUUCCUCCUCUGGUUAGGCUAUGUUAAAGUUAGCCAAAUGAGGGCUUUUUUUCUGUAUCAACUAAAGGUCAUCCAAGACUAGACCUCACUGUUACCAGCUGCUCAGCUAAAACCAACAGUUCAGGAUUUUUUGUUUGUUUUUUGUUUUUUUCUUUUGCAGAAAGAGCUUAAGUGAUAUAUGACCAUCUGUUUUCACGUCAAAAAGCUUCAUCCUGUUUGGUAAAAUGCUACAUGCUAUGCUAUGGAAAUAACCCACAUCAAAUCACAAUUGUUAUAAUAUAGACUGCUUUAUGAAUUCAGUCAGUCUCCCAGAGUUUCCUAAAGUGUGCAGUGAGCCGACUUGGUUUAUUUUUGAAUUAUUACCAAUAACAGUAAUUAUUAGUAGUCCUCUCUCUGUCUGACCUCCGACAUCCAAUCGCAGUCUUCUCUCUGUCUGACCUCUGACAUCCAAUCGCAGUCUUCUCUCUGUCUGACCUCUGACAUCCAACCACAGUUUCUUCUCUGACCUCUGACAUCCAUCCACAUUCUGUGUCUGACCUCUGAGAUCCAGCCAAUUGAGCGAUUCAGCUAAACACUUAUGUUGUCAGACACUCAGUAAAUGCAGUGAAUCCACUCAGCUAAAACAACCUGUUAGUGACGGACUUGUACUGACUGAAGUCACUGACAGGUAAUGGGUGUUUUGGCUAAGCUAGUCUAUGCUAAGUGCCCUGGCGUGUCACUGUGUUCAUGCUAAAUCGCUUGUCCUUGCUGUGGAGCAGUAGUGUGUAGGGUUCUAAAAAGUGCUUUCCUCAUUGUUUUAGCUUUGUUGAUGUGAGGAAUAUUCUUCUGCAAAUGCUGUUCUUUGACAGACUUUUUCUUUGGUCAUUUGUUUUUGAGCAAACACAUA
Molecule: messenger RNA, 2978 nt
Organism: Chanos chanos (milkfish)
Lineage: Eukaryota; Metazoa; Chordata; Actinopteri; Gonorynchiformes; Chanidae
Gene: rprd1b
Product: regulation of nuclear pre-mRNA domain containing 1B
Exons: 7
Coding region: 782-1774 (330 amino acids)
Biological process (GO): mRNA 3'-end processing
Molecular function (GO): RNA polymerase II complex binding
Source: RefSeq, a predicted model, not a curated record